CUCCGAAGGAGCUAUAUAGUGCUCUAGUCGCGGGUAGAGCACUAUAGGAGCUAUAUAGUGCUCUAGUCGCGGGCACGGUCGCUGGUGUCCGUGGUGUGCGUUGUUGUGGCUUGUUUCGUAUUCCAGCUAAAGAAAACACUGCCCGUACAGCAUCGUCGAACGUCAGCCGUCUCUAGAAAAUCCCAAUCUUUUCCGCGAUCUGAGGCGUGCGAACGUAACUGCGGAAUUACACAAAGAGCUCAUCGCCCCUGCUUGUUACCGGCCAACGUUACGUUACUGGUUAUUACCGGCAUGUUGCCGUUUCGAAUGUCUGGAACAUUUCGAGCACCUCUGAUUCGGCACCCGGGCAGGUACACCUGCUGUCGAUGUCAGCCGAAAAAUGCGGGCUGUCGUGCCCUGGCGCAAGGAAGGACAGCGCAACAGGUGCUCUUCAGGCAAAAGUCAACGGCGGGGGCGGUGUCUUCGACGGGACCGGACGUCAACUCCCCGCAGUAUCAGUUCCUGCAGCAGAGCGUAGUCCCGACAAUGCACUUCCAGAAGAGCCUACCUCGCCUGCCCAUCCCAAACCUGGAGAAGACGUGCGAACGGUAUCUGAGCGCGCUGGAGCCCCUGGUGAGCGUGGGUGAGCUGCAGUCCUCCCGACGGCUAGUGCAAGAGUUCAAGGACAAGGACGGCCCGGAGCUGGACAAGCUCCUCAGGGCAAGGGACAAGGCAAACAAGCACACCAGCUACAUCUCUGGUCCCUGGUUUGACAUGUACCUGAGUUCUCGCAAGCCCCUACCCCUCAACUUCAACCCAUUCCUGGCGCUCAAGGAUGACCCGCGGCCAGAAUACAACCAGCAGGUGGUGCGAGCAAGCAACAUGGUGGUGUCGUCGCUACGUUUCCUGCGCUCGCUUCGGUCUAACCAGCUGGAACCCGUGGUCUUCCACCUCAACCCCGACAAGAGCGACACUGCCUUUUACCGACGAACUAUGAGGUUUCUCCCCGAGGCUGUGGCCUGGUACGGCAGCGCCCUUGCCUGGAAGGCCUACCCUCUGGACAUGAGUCAGUUCGGAAACCUGUUUGGCAGCACCCGCGUACCGCAGCUCGGGCGGGACAAGCUUGUGGCCGACGGGAAGUCCAGGCACCUGCUCGUGAUGCGCAACGGCCACUGUUACUCUGUGCAGGCCCUCGACGAGCAGGGCAAUCUGUUUGCCCCAGAACACUACCGGGCCUGCCUGGAGCACAUCCUGGCAGAUCCGAGGCCCCCUCCGGCGGUGGCUGUGCCCGCCCUCACGGCGGGGCCCCGGGACGACUGGGCACGGGCACGGCAGGCGCUCGAGGGCGCUGGCAACGGGCAGACGCUGCGCCGCCUCGACAGCGCCCUCUUUGCCCUGGUGCUGGACCAGGAGACGUUCCCUGGCACAUCCCAGGAGGAGAAGAUUGCACACCACUUCCUGCACGGCCCAGUUCACAACCGGUGGUUUGACAAGUCCUUCUCGCUGCUCCUGACCGGCGACGGGCAUGCGGCCGUGAACUUUGAGCAUGCCUGGGGAGACGGGGUGGCUGUGCUGCGCUACUUCAACGACCUGUUCACCGACUCCACCGAGCAGCCUCGAGUGCAUCCGGGCAGCGCACCAAGCACAGACGCCGGGCAGUUUGUGGAGCGGCUGGACUUCAAGGUGAACGACAGUGUGGCCGAAGCGGUAAAGCAGGCGGUGAACGGCUACAAGGAAGCCACGGGAAGUCUGCAGCUGUCAGCUUUGAAGCACGCCGGCCUGAGCAGGGACCUCAUCAAGAGCAGUGGCCUCAGCCCCGACUCUGUGGCGCAGCUCUCUUUCCAGCUUGCCUAUCACCUGGAGCAUGGAACGACGCCGGCGACGUAUGAAUCUUGCAGCACCUCAGCCUUCCGGCACGGGCGCACGGAGACGGUGCGCCCAGCCACCAUGGCCACCAAGCGGUGUGUGGAGGCACUCAGCUCUGGCACGUCACCGCAGCGGGCCAGGCCCCUCCUCGAGGAGUGCUCGCGUGUGCACAGCAAGCUUACGAAAGAGGCAGCCAUGGGUCAGGGGUUCGACCGGCACCUGUUCGCCCUGCGGCUACUGGCAGAAGAGCGAGGUGGCCCCAUGCCCAGGCUCUUCGGGGACCCCUGCUUCGUCAAGGCCAACCACUUCUGCCUGUCCACAUCCACCCUGCACGGAACUGCCUUCAGUGGCGGCGGAUUCGCCCCCGUGGUGCCGGACGGCUACGGCUUGGGCUACGGAAUGGUGGACGGCUGCUUUGGGGUGCUGACGAGCGCCUACGCCCCCCAUCGAGAUGCAAGCCGCUUUGCGAGUGCUCUCACGGAGGCCCUAAACCGCAUCUGUGCGGCCAUGGCCGCUCGCUAGACAUAGCCCGGCAAAAUGAAGGUGUACAAAUCGGCGCUCGGAAAGUGCUAUAGAGCGGUGGUUCUCAACCACCGAUGUUUUGGAGACCCCUUGUGGAUUAGUGGAAGUGAUGGGGGACCAUGUCUACUGGGGAGGAGGGGGUAUAAUAAAUGAUUACGAUGACAAAAGGGUAAAUAAAAAAAACUAAAUGCAUGCAAGCGAACUUUGAAGCUCUAAAAUGUAGACUAAUCAACUCUACUCGCUCGGUGGACAUGCAAGACCAUCAAUUUAAAAAAAAAAAUAUAUAUAUAUAUAUAUAUAUAUAUUGGCUCACUUGAGCAUUUAGGGGACCCCAAAGUGUUUGCAGACCCCCAUCUGAGAACCACUGCUAUAGGGGACAAAUAGUAGUUGCUAUAUUAAAGGAUGUAUUAGAUUUAUAACGGAAUAAAGAAGUGUUGGUUUUAUA
Molecule: messenger RNA, 2812 nt
Organism: Ixodes scapularis (black-legged tick)
Lineage: Eukaryota; Metazoa; Arthropoda; Arachnida; Ixodida; Ixodidae
Gene: CPT2
Product: carnitine O-palmitoyltransferase 2, mitochondrial
Exons: 11
Coding region: 292-2367 (691 amino acids)
Biological process (GO): fatty acid beta-oxidation
Cellular component (GO): mitochondrion
Molecular function (GO): carnitine O-palmitoyltransferase activity
Source: RefSeq, a predicted model, not a curated record